AUGUCGGGCGAGGCGAGUGCUCCCGGGGCCUCCCCCAGGGCCCCGCGUCCCGGGACCCAGAAGUCGUCCGGCGCAGUGACCAAGAAGGGGGAUCGCGGGGCCAAGGAGAAGCCGGCCACCGUCCUGCAGCCGGUGGGCGAGGAGGAGCCCAAGAACCCUGAGGAGUACCAGUGCACCGGGGUCCUCGAGACGGAUUUCGCGGAGCUCUGCACGCGUUCCGGCUACACCGACUUCCCCAAAGUUGUCCCCCGGCCUCGCCCGCACCCGGCCUUCGUCCCCUCCGCCUCGAUGUCGGAAAAGACCACCUUAGAUGACCAGCGCCUGUCGGGGUCCUGCAGCCUCAACAGUCUGGAGAGCAAAUACGUGUUCUUCCGGCCCACCAUCCAGGUGGAGCUGGAGUCCGAGGACAAGGCGGUGAAGGAAAUCUACAUCCGUGGUUGGAAGGUCGAGGAGCGGAUCUUGGGUAUCUUCUCUAAAUGUCUGCCUCCGCUCAGCCAGCUGCAGGCCAUCAACUUGUGGAAAGUGGGCCUGACCGAUAAGACCCUGACCACCUUCAUUGCCCUCCUGCCUCUCUGCGCAUCCACGCUCAGGAAGGUGUCUCUGGAGGGCAACCCGCUGCCCGAGCAGUCCUAUCACAAGCUCAUGGCGCUGGACAGCACCAUCUCGCACUUGUCCCUGCGGAACAACAACAUCGAUGACCACGGGGCGCAGCUGCUGGGCCAGGCUCUGUCCACGCUGCACAGCUGCAACCGGACCCUGGUCUCGCUCAACCUGGGCUUCAACCACAUCGGGGAUGCGGGCGCUGGCUACAUCGCGGAUGGCCUCCGGCUGAACCGCGCCCUGCUCUGGCUGUCCCUGGCGCACAACCGCAUCCAGGACCAGGGCGCCCUGAAGCUGGCCGAGGUCCUGCGCCCCUUCGAGCUGACACACACUGAGGUGGUGGAGCGCCGCCGCCUCCUGCUGGAGAAGGGGUCUCAGGAGCGCUCGCGAUCGCCCUCCUCCUCCCGACACGGGGACUCCAAAGCAGAGCGUGAGAAGAACCCCCUGAUGGGGGUCAGCAAUGCUGCACUGGCCGAAAAGUCAGACAAGACGUCCACAACAAAGACCCCGAAAGGCCUGGGCAAGAAAAAGGAGAAGUCAGGGAACGGGGUGAAGAAAGAGGAGAAGUCAGGGUCAGGGCAGUCACCCACACAGGGGACCCCCAAGAAAGAAGACGCCACCAAGGUGGGCAAGGGAAAGGUCACCAUCCCCGAGCAGAAGCCGAGCAAGGGAAAGGGGCCUAAGACCGGGAACAAAGAGAAGCGCAGCUUCCUGCUGGAGUCCGAGCUGGUUGCCGAGCCUUCAGAGGUGCUUAGCCCUCUCCUGGAGCCUGCGGAGCACCGAGAGGGGAAAGUGUUCAUGCCCGGGAACAAGGUCCUUUUGCACCUCAACCUCAUCCGAAACCGCAUCACCGAGGUGGGGUUGGAGGGCUUCCUGGCCACCGUGCAGCACCAGGCCCAGUUCUCCAAGUCCAAGAGCGCGUCCAAGGGCCCCGUGGGGCUGCUGUGCCUGUCGCUGGCGAAAAACUGCUUCUCCCCGCAAUGUCCCCCGUACACCAUGAUCCAGGAGCUGAUGCUGCCAAGGGACCCCAUCAGUAAGGCCAAGCCCAGGGAGGAGGAGACCACGGCUUCCUCCACCUAG
This is a messenger RNA of Neomonachus schauinslandi (Hawaiian monk seal), 1680 nucleotides long. RefSeq names its product leucine rich repeat containing 71 (gene LRRC71). The transcript has 15 exons. Bases 1 to 1680 code for a protein of 559 amino acids. NCBI's taxonomy places the organism in Eukaryota, Metazoa, Chordata, Mammalia, Carnivora, Phocidae. The record is from RefSeq and is a predicted model, not a curated record. Gene Ontology annotation, molecular function: protein binding.